CGACACUUAGCCCCGUAUACGGGCUUAAAGGGCCUCUUUGUUGGGCCCAGCCAAUCAUGAGCAUUUGGGCCUCAGAUAUAGUGCUGUAUCUGCACGACUCGCCGUGGCCCGUGAGACUCGUCGGGAAAAAAAAUCGUCGUCUGCCGCUCCACUCCGACUCGCCGAGGAUGUCUUCCGCCGCCGGAGCCGGAGAGCACUCGUCUUCAUCCCGACCUGGGAAGGAGAGAGAGGAAGGUACCGACGAUAUCAACCGCAAGGUGGACGAUGAGGGAGAUCUGAGCCUGGAACUCUAUGGCGCCGAGGCGGGGUGGGUGGAGGCGCGGACCAGCUGCUCGCACCUCCCUGCCAUGCCCGCCGCCAGCGCCGACGAACUCGCGCGCGUGCCCGCGCCUGAUUCCCACUGCUCUAGAUGUCAUCACCCUUCUGAAAACUGGUUAUGCUUGAUCUGCAAGGAUGUGCUGUGUAGUCGUUUUAUCAACAAACACAUGCUGUGCCAUUAUCAAGAAACGGGCCAUUGUAUCGCCCUGAGCUUCAGUGAUCUGUCAGUUUGGUGUUUUGCCUGUGACUCCUACCUAGACGCUCAAUCCAUUUUAGAACUGCUCCCAGUUUAUGAAGUUGCACAUCUGUUGAAAUUUGGAGAAAGGCCCCCUUUUCGAUCACUUGAAGUACUGGAUUUGAGCAGUGGACAAAAUGGAGGUUCAUCUUCAAGUUCCUAAUGUGUGAUCCUCUGUCAGUGAGUUUUUUUGUCAUGAUGACAGUAGCCCAUUGUGUGAGAUGGACCUUGCUAAGCACCAGCACAAAUAUAAGUCAGCUAAUGGUCAUGUUCCUCAUUACUCCUGCCGAAGUACCUGUUAGGCGUGAAGCAAACUGAUAAUUGUAAAAGUCUGUUUACCUUUGGACAUGAUAAAGGCAUUAAAAUUGCCUUGAUGUUGACAUCCAGAAAAGUAUUCAAUUGCGAAUAUAUUUUUCUCCAGUGACUGAUGUAGUUUAAGCUUAUCCACAAAGAUAUGAAAGUUUAGGUAUGUGCCGUUUGACUUUAGAUUCUCAGAUAAGAGUUGUGCUCUGCUCACUAGUCUCUGAUAGUGCAUAAUUGUUGGCACUACAGGCUGA
Messenger RNA from Triticum aestivum (bread wheat), 1110 nucleotides. RefSeq names its product histone deacetylase 6. The transcript has 4 exons. Bases 57 to 716 code for a protein of 219 amino acids. Lineage: Eukaryota; Viridiplantae; Streptophyta; Magnoliopsida; Poales; Poaceae. Gene Ontology annotation, molecular function: zinc ion binding. The record is from RefSeq and is a predicted model, not a curated record.